GCGCCCAUGAACAUGUGAAAUUUUGAGAAAACACUUCUGAAUUAUAUAUUACGUGAUUUUUUUCAACAAUUUACACAUUUGUCAUAUCAGACUAGGAUUGUUAUUGAUAUGAUAGGCUUAGCUAGUCAAGACAUACUUUAUUUAGUAUAUUUACUCAACAGCUGAAAUUGUGAAAUCCCAUACAUUGAACACAUUUUGUGUUUAUUGUGACAGAGCAGAGUAACACGGAGACUGCACCAAACACUUGACAUGUCUAAUUCAAAAUUAAUAAAUCCCAAGAAGAAGAGGCGAGUGUUUGCCACCAAAGAGUCUCCAUUCCCUGUCCCAAUAGCAAGCAUUACAGGCGAGCCACCAUCAGAGACGCAAUGGAUGUACUACACCGGGAACUUGGUGGGUAACCAGGUUAUUGUCCACCACUCAGGGGAUAUCAGCUUCUUGUACAAAAUGGGGUUCUUUGGGAAGGGAACUCUCUCCAGGAGUAAACCAGAAUUUAAUCAGAGAUGUAAGAUGGCAACACUUCCCACAUCAGGGGGAACAGAUACAUGCAGGGUGAUCAGUCGCAGGAGCUACAUAAGAAGACUCAAUUGGAAAAGUGGAAAAUCCAACUCACAACAAGAUGAAUAUGACAGUUCUCAGGAAUGGGAAUUCUGGGAAGAUGAAAAAAAUCACAUGGAUGUUGAAACAAACAAUGUUCAACAUUCUGAUUUACCUUCAACCAAUAUCAAGGAGGAUAUCAGAAAUACUUCUAAAAAAGAUUUGAUUGGUCCAGAGAUCAGCCAAUCAGCUGAUGACGAUGAGUGGUCAGCAGCUGUGGAAUCCUGGGAUAAUGCCGAGGCAGAUGAGGAUUUCUGGGGAACAGGAACAGAUGAUAAGACACCAGACAUUCCUUCAUCAUCAAAAGAAAGUACAGUACCUGUACCAAGCACUGUGGCAGGAGGAAAACAAGAGUUAGAUACACAGGAAUCUUCAAAGUGUAAUGAUGAUUUAAUGGAAAUUAAAAGGCCCACAAAUGUUUCCAAUCUAGACAAAAAUUUACAAUGUGAUCAUUCCUCUUUUGAUAAUGUACCUGAUGGUGAUGGUGAUGGUGAUGAUGAAAAAUGUUCAAGAGCAGAACAGUCAAAAUGUGUACCAAGUUCUGAAAAUGUCAAUCAAGUGGACAUCGAAGACAACCAGCCUACAAACGUUUCUCAGUUGUGUGUCAAGGAGACCAAGAAGAAAGAUUCGCAGAAUGAACGUGAUAAAGAAAUAAAAGAAACUGAUCCAUUGUGUCUGUCGUCGGAGGAGCAUGGCGAACUGUUUGUGAUGGAGGAUUCUGAUAACGAGGGUGAGGGUGGGAAAAGGAAAUGGAAAGAGCCCCAUUGGAGACCAGUGGUGAAAGAGGAUCCAUAUUUUGUCAAAGAAUUUCUCCAUCUUAGCUUAGAAGAAAGUUUCUUCUUGGCUUAUGGGCUUGGCUGCUUAAGAGUUUAUGAGAAUGAAAAGCUUUUAAAUCUCACAGACUUGUGGAGAGCAUUCUGCCAGCGACACAACAGAUUUAUCUCCCUUUAUGUUGCUUACCAUUACUUCAGGAGUAAAGGAUGGGUUCCCAAGUCUGGACUCAAAUUUGGAACAGACUUCAUUAUUUACAAGGAAGGUCCACCAUUUUAUCAUGGAAGUUAUUCCGUAAUAGUAAAAAUGGUGAGGGAUGAUGAUUUGAAAGAAGAAGAAAAUUUGCCAACUUUGACCUGGACACAAAUAGCUGGAUUAAAUCGGCUAACUGAACAUGUAGCAAAGCAACUGCUGAUAUGCUAUGUCAUAAGACCUACACAUGUAAACUCUGACCUGAUGCUGUCUCCAAAUGUGAUCAGCCAAUUCAAAGUAAAGGAAAUAGUGGUUUCACGCUGGGUUUCUUCACAUGAGAGAGAAUCAAAGACCUCAGAAGAAAUACCCUGAUUACCGUCCGAGUUAAUAAUAUACAUUUUACC
Messenger RNA from Magallana angulata, 1961 nucleotides. Its product is annotated as tRNA-splicing endonuclease subunit Sen2-like. Gene Ontology annotation, molecular function: tRNA-intron lyase activity; nucleic acid binding. NCBI's taxonomy places the organism in Eukaryota, Metazoa, Mollusca, Bivalvia, Ostreida, Ostreidae. Bases 250 to 1929 code for a protein of 559 amino acids. The transcript is spliced from 9 exons. The record is from RefSeq and is a predicted model, not a curated record. Gene Ontology annotation, biological process: tRNA-type intron splice site recognition and cleavage; tRNA splicing, via endonucleolytic cleavage and ligation. Gene Ontology annotation, cellular component: tRNA-intron endonuclease complex.